Electrophorus electricus (electric eel) is the source of this 1103-nucleotide messenger RNA. RefSeq names its product glyoxalase 1 (gene glo1). The record is from RefSeq and is a predicted model, not a curated record. Lineage: Eukaryota; Metazoa; Chordata; Actinopteri; Gymnotiformes; Gymnotidae. Gene Ontology annotation, molecular function: lactoylglutathione lyase activity; metal ion binding.
GUCCCAGUGACCACGCCUUUGAUAGCGCUACUCGUCUAACUUUACCUCAGGUGUAAGUUCACUGAGGAUAUCGCGCUUGGACCGCUCCGUCGUCCUUUUAAUCGCCCGGAAUAAUGGCCGACCAAGGACUGACGGAUGACGCCGCGGCUGCCGCUUGCAAGGACGGGAAUCCGGUUACAAAAGACUUCAUGAUGCAACAGACAAUGCUGAGGGUGAAGGAUCCUGUGAAAUCUCUGCAUUUUUACACAGGCAUACUUGGAAUGACCCUGUUGCAGAAAUUUGAUUUCCCUUCCAUGCGCUUCUCUCUCUACUUCUUGGGUUAUGAAGAUAAGAAGGAAAUCCCUGUUGAUGUCAAGGAGAGAACAGCGUGGACCUUCUCCCGCAGAGCCACAAUCGAGCUCACGCAUAACUGGGGUUCGGAGACGGAUGAAAGCCAGUCCUAUCACAAUGGAAAUUCGGAUCCUCGAGGAUUCGGCCACAUAGGAAUUGCUGUACCAGAUGUUUAUGCGGCUUGCAAGAUUUUUGAAGAGCAGGGGGUGACCUUUGUGAAAAAGCCAGACGAUGGUAAAAUGAAGGGUCUGGCUUUUAUUCAGGACCCCGAUGGCUACUGGAUUGAGAUUCUUAGCCCCAACACCAUGAUGUCCAUCACCUCUUAAAAGAAUCAUACAGUCAGCUAAUGGGCAGCUUCAGAGAAGAUGAGAUGUGUCCGUAAUCCAGAGGGCGAUCGAAAAAGUGUUACACUUCUCUCUCACCAAACAAGCGUCUGUGAGAUUACAGAACACAUGAUUGGAGAGACCAUAACAAAAUAGCUGGUGCUCAAUAGACAAGACAGCAGUGCUCAGCUGCUAUAGCUUAGGGAUCACUGCAAAUUGGACAUUAAUUACGACACUGCCUAACAUGGCAGGUAUGACCUUAUAUGAGAGAAACAUACAAGAAUACUUUUAAAGUUAUCAUUGGCUGUUCCCAUUAUGUUUCAGAACAAUCAACAGUGUUGUUUUGUUUUUGUUUUGUUUGAGCUAAUAUAAAGAACUCCUAUUCAUAUUGUAACUACUAUAUUAAUACUAGCUGUGAUCAUUAAAGCCAAAUGCUGCUUGUAAAACUAA